CUUCCUUGCAAACUUUUAUACACAAGCAUGAAUAUAGUCUCAUAAUCCUGCUGCUUCCUGUUGUCCUCAACCUUAACCCUGCGAAACAUAAUUCAAAUGUAAAUGAAUGUAGUGCGGUACCAUCAUAUUACAUUCCCUGCCAUAUUUUUGUUGUUAAGGCUGUCUGUUCUUCUAUAUAACAUGACUGAUUGUGUCCGGAGAGAACCUGUUUUGUCAUUUUCCUUGAUGCACAAUUGUUCUCAUAUCGUCACUGUCUCCAAGAAUACAACUAGACAUGUGCAGGCAUGAUGGUUUCAUAUGGACAGACACCUGAGGAAUUUCACAAUUAUUUCACCCCAUGCUGCUGGAAAACACCUUUAACUGCCAGUUUCCAGUUACAACUUCAUGUGUAAAACCGAAACUGCGGUGUAUGCCCCCUUCUCUUAUCACUUACAGUAGAUCAGAUUAAUCAAAAUGUCAUGCUGGUUACAACAUGCAUUUUUUUAUGUUGUAGUCUGUGUCAUUAAAGCCUCACUCUUUAAACCACACCUCCAGCUGACAACAAAUAUUUCCUCUCUGAACACAGAGCAUAAAAAGGGCUUGCAGGCUGACUGAGGAAGGGUGUUUUUUCUUCUCUAUAUUCAGUACUUGUUUCAGUUCAUGCUGUGUGUACGGUGCAUGUUUCCUCAGCAUGUUUUUUGCACAGACAGAGUCUCCAGGAUCACUUUGAGGAUCUAACAAGCCGACUGUUGAAUUUGACGGAUCACAGUGAAGGGGAAUCAGUGCCUGAGAAGAAGAUUGCGGGUAAGAGGCAGCUACCACCAACUCCAAAACAAAAAGGAUUUACCCUGCUUGGCAACAUAUUUAACCGUUACGCAUCCAAUUGCUUUGGCAUAACGUUAAAUAGGACUACUUUGACAUCAACUUCUUCAAUUGCUUCUCAAUGACUUGUUCUGCACGAGUAUCAAAUAUGUCUCUAAAUGACACAUUUGACCACUGCAAAGUACCCAAUAAUUCCACAUAUGAAGUCCUCUCCUGGGUGAUGGUUGGAGAGUUCGUGCUGGGUCUGCCUCUCAACCUGUCGGUCCUCUACAUCUUCAUCUUCAGGUACAAGUUCUGGAAGAACAAAAGUAUCUUCCUGUUCAAUAUUGUGGUUGCGGACUUCAUGCUGAUGGUCAUUCUUCCUGCCAAGGUUUACCAUUACCAACAUGGCCAGAGACGCAGCCCAAACAACGCUGUGUGUAAGACGACGCACUUCUUGCUGUUUCUCAACCGAGGGGCCAGCAUCGCCUUCCUCAUCACGCUCUCCAUCGACCGAUACUUCAAUGUGGUUCAUCUCGGGAGGAGGAACUUUGUCAAAGUGCUGAAGAAAACGCCUCAAAUCUCCAUCCUCAUCUGGGUUCUCUUGCUGCCCCUCACCAUCCCCACUAUGGUCAAAACGUUUGAGUGCUGCAACAGCCACGGCCGCAUUCAUGAGACGCCUUCUCACGAUGUGACGGACACCUUUAGAGAGAUCGUCUACUUCACGCAGAUCCUCAUCCCCUUCAUCAUCCUCGUCUACUGCACUGUGCGCAUUGUGAACCGGCUGCAGAGGAAGACCGUGGGCGAGAAGACCAAACUGAGGCGAGCGGUGCUGGUGGUCAUAUCUGUCGUUGUCGUGUUCGCCCUCUGCUUCCUGCCGAGCACUAUAGCCAGAGCGGUGCUGCUGGCCGUCAGGCUGAUGGAGUGCCAGGUCGAAGAGGACGUUGUGGUUCAGGUGUACGACAGCCUCAUGGUGCUGUCUUACAGCGACUGCCUGCUGGACCCGCUGGUUUACUGCUUUUGUAACUCAGGCUUCAAAGAGGCUUACAUUUCCACCUUCUGUCCCCAGUUUCUACAGAGGAAACUGUUGAAAGCUGACUUUGGAUUGGGAACAACAACCACAACAACCAUAACUGUGACUUCUGGUAAUAAAACUGUGUCCUUGCCGAUAGUAGAGAAAUGAUCAUGUAUAUCCCUUCGGGGUGUUUAUUUACUGAGAGCCAAACCACUGUUCCACAUAGGUGUUUUCAGCAGCCCUAGCAGAUGACACUUUUUCUCAGAAAACAUUGGAUUUUGCGAUACUGAUAAAUGCCAUUUACUCUAAGGCUGAAACACAUCAGGCACGAAAGUUGCCCGACAAAACGCCUCCUCCGCAGAGCUCAUCAUUUUAUCUGAUCAAACCACUAUCGACAAAAAUGCAGGGCAUGCUUAUUGUUUAUCUGGAACUGGUGCUGUUCCUUGGUACUAUGUGCUCACACACACACACACACACACACACACACACACACACACACACACACACACACACACACACACACACACACACACACACUUGUUCUUUGUGGGUUACUUUCUGCAUGUAUCUCUACAAACCGUUUAAUUACAUUUUUUUGGAACUAAAGAGACUAUCUUUUUUAAUAUUUCAAAAAACAAUAAUAUCUUUUUGCUAUUUUUGUAUGUGAAAUUAACAUUCAUAUAUGCUCAAUAAUGUGUCAUAUUAAAUGUACUACAAGAGAAUAGUCAGCAGUAGUAGGCGACUGGGCAAUAUGGAGAAAAUCCGAUAUUUUUGAUCAAAUACCACAGUGUCGAUAUUGGUGCGUUCAUAAAAUAUUGACAUAAAGAGUUUUAUAAUGAAUAACCAUCAUUAAUCAGUAAUGUAGAUAUGAUGACUUAGUGGGUGCAUGCAAAUCAAAGAUAUCAAAUUCACUUUCCAGUAAUGCAGCCUUUAAAACCAAGAAAAGACAACACCAUAUUACGAUAUUAUGAUGACGACAUUUAGUCUCAUAGAACAAUAUAUUUACAAUCCCCAGCCCUAGUCUGCAUACAAUGAAUCAGAAAUUGAUCAAAAUCUCAAAUGUGGACUAUCGCUAACCAAGUUGCAGGAGGUGCAAUCUUUUUUCGGAGAAGAAACAUGUUAAAAAAAACUUUUGAAUAAGCCUUAACAUUUUUAGAGUUUAUUGUGGAAGUAUCUGCAAACAGUUUGGGUGUCUUUAUGUGGAUUAUCAGGGACGUGUACUCAUAUAGCUCAUGUAAUGUGGCUGCUUCCGUUAAAAUGUAAAAUCCAAUUAGAAAAAAUGGAUUAUAAGCAUUUUUUAUAUUUAUUUUUCUAUAAUAUUAUUGAGUUUAUUGUAUAAAGGCAUUUUAAUUUAUUAGGAUAUAUUUCAGGCCAGGAUUUAAGGCAUCAGUUGUGAUUGCGUUCUACCACUUAUGAUGGCCUUUGUACCUAUAAUUACAAAGUAUUCAGCAGUCAAGUAAAACAUGCUCUGCAGGUACUUUUACAGUGUUUGCAAAACUCUCAUGUAUCACUCAGGAAACUCUAUAUCUCUGCAUUCAUCAUCAUUACCUCAAACCAGUUUCACCUGUCCUCAUUGAGAUUUACCAUCAGUGAACAUUACAUUUCAAUAUUUCACAAUUGCUCCUUCAAAGUGUUGUAAUGCAUUUCUUCAAUUGACUCGUUUUGUUUCCUUUUUUAUGAAUCAGAGUAAGAACAAGCCUUUUUGUAUUCUGUUUCCUGAAAUGAGGUCAUAAUGUCAAACCUACGUGGACUGCAAAAACCUGGAAGGCUGUUUUAAACGCUUGUCAUUAAGGCUGUAUAUAAACAUGUGAUGUUGAUUAUCAAAAAAUAAUUAUUUGUAUUAGAUUGAGGUACUGACUGGGGAUGUUUGUAUACUGCUGCUGUAAAUAAAGAGAAUUCAUGUCUUGGCAAUGCAACGACAUGCAGAGCUUUUACUGUGAAA
Trematomus bernacchii (emerald rockcod) is the source of this 3737-nucleotide messenger RNA. Its product is annotated as 12-(S)-hydroxy-5,8,10,14-eicosatetraenoic acid receptor-like. NCBI's taxonomy places the organism in Eukaryota, Metazoa, Chordata, Actinopteri, Perciformes, Nototheniidae. The coding region runs from base 923 to 1963 and encodes 346 amino acids. Gene Ontology annotation, cellular component: membrane. Gene Ontology annotation, biological process: G protein-coupled receptor signaling pathway. The transcript has 3 exons. The record is from RefSeq and is a predicted model, not a curated record. Gene Ontology annotation, molecular function: G protein-coupled receptor activity.